This is a messenger RNA of Candidula unifasciata, 695 nucleotides long. Lineage: Eukaryota; Metazoa; Mollusca; Gastropoda; Stylommatophora; Geomitridae. The record is from the annotation of a GenBank genome assembly.
AUGCCUUUCUUUGGAAAAGAUUGGAGAUCGCCCGGAGACCAAUGGGUCCGUACAGCCGAAGGAUGGGAAAGAAUGAGGCUGUGGCGAGUUAAGAUUUUCGAGAAUCUAAAUCGAAACGCUGUGGCGAGGACAACUCGUUUAGCGUUGGAAAACCUCGACAAUCUUCAAGAAAUCACCAGUCGCAGACAGCCAUUUAUAGUUUUCAACAGCGGAUCAACAAAAGAAAAACUUGAACACACAUCACUCAGUGAAGCUCUGGUGAGGCUAGAUAUGGCUGGUUCUGCCAGAGAUCUCAGCCGUGCUAAUUUUGUGGCCAGGCUGAUGACUCUCAUUUUGGAAAAGAAGCUACCCACCCUCAGUGGUACCUCGCAGAAACUUGUCUUCACAACAGUAACCAGAUUGGAAAAUCAGCUUUCAGAAUACCAGAUGAAAGAGAGGAAUAAGGAUGGCCAGCUGAUGCUGUCCGAUCUUCCUUCGGACUGUUUGAGAAACAUCUUUUCUCAGAUUGCAGAUCACCGAGAUGUUAUGAGAGCUGGACAGGCCAGUACAACAUUAAAUCGGGUAACUGAAGAAAAGUCUCUGUGGAAAGAUCUGUGCUUGUUUCAUUUCAACAAUCGUCAAAUUCUUACGUUUCUUCCAAAACAAGCAGAAAAUGUUGAUAUAGACUGGAAGUAUGUCUACAAACGCUGCUUCAA